GUUUUGCAUCAAUUUAAUGAUUUUUUUUCAAGAUGCAACUUAAUAUUAAUAAGAUCGCAGCAUCCUCUCUGUUCAGUUUGUAGUUUUUUUAUGUGAUCGAAAGACUGUAAAAUGUUUCGUGUCUUCGUACUUUCAUUGUUGGUUGCUGCUGCUUCAGCAACAGACGAUAGUCAACUUCCUACUCGUGACCAGAAUCAGCAAAAUUUAAUCAAUGCUUUAAAACUGAAUCAAGAUCAAAUUAAAUCGGCUGAUGAAGGAGAACAAGCUUCCCCUGAGCACUUGGCUUACGAAGCCAAACUCGGAUUACCUAUGGAUAAAAUAUCUUGCAAGGGGUUAUUCGUGGAAAAAAACAGAAUCAAGUUCACUCUGUAUAGCAUGCCUAGCCAAAACAUCACAUGGGAUGCUUCUCAAAAUGUGAAAAUCACCCCCUACUUCGACCCUGAAUUACCAACCCAGAUCUUAAUCAGCAGCAGAUUACAAUCCGAAAAAGCCUUCCAACCAGCUGAAUUAGCUUUCACCUAUGGAAUUCGUGGAAACAAAAUGAAUGUAAUCUCCGUCAACUGGGACGAUUACGCUAACUGCUUUUAUUUGCAAAACGUUAUUGGUACCGUACCUGAAUUGGCCACCAUCGUCAGUGACAUGAUCAAAAAUACCCUGGUUGGUAUGAAUGGAAUGGACUACGACAAACUUCGUUUAACUGGUUUUGGUUUUGGAGCUCACAUUGCUGGUUUAGCUGCUAGAAAAUUACCCAAGAAACCCGCCAGAAUUACAGCUUUGGACCCGUCUGGUUUAUUAUUCAGCCUGUUGGGAGAAAAUUAUAGAUUGAAGAAAGGUGACGCUAAAUUCAUCGAUGUCAUUAUGACCAACCGUGGAGUCUUUGGAAUGCAACAAUUAGUCGGAGAUAUCAACUUUUUACCCAGUGGAGGACGCAUACAAAAAGCUUGUGAAAACAAGACCCUGAUUCAAAAAAACACCUGCAGCCACCGUCUUGCCUUAGAAUACUACAUUGAAUCGGCCAACAAAGCUACUCACGGUUUUGUCGCCAAACCAGCUACUUCCUGGACUGAUUUCUUGGCCCAGAAAACUUUCGUCGAGCAUUCCGAAAUCAUGGGUGAAGCUGUAUCUCAAAAGUACACUGGUAACUACUACCUCGAAGUGAAUGCCCAACGUCCAUACAGUAGAGGAGUCAAUGGUGCUUACUUGUUCACCAAAGCAUCAGUUGACCCAUACCAGAAAGGACCCCAGAACACUGUAUAUUCUCAAAAUGAAUUGCCUUCACAAAAACCCAAAUCCCCUAUUGCUGAAUUACAAUCCCAAGCUGAAUUAUCCCAGCAAUAAGUGUAACGUUUAUGAACUUCCAACGAUAAACAAUGUUGUACUAGUAAUUUUAUAGAAUAUUGAUAUUAAGCGGAAACGCUGAAUAAAUUUAUGAUUUAAAUUCA
Molecule: messenger RNA, 1442 nt
Organism: Planococcus citri (citrus mealybug)
Lineage: Eukaryota; Metazoa; Arthropoda; Insecta; Hemiptera; Pseudococcidae
Product: phospholipase A1 member A-like
Exons: 7
Coding region: 112-1338 (408 amino acids)
Biological process (GO): lipid catabolic process
Molecular function (GO): lipase activity
Source: RefSeq, a predicted model, not a curated record